This is a messenger RNA of Perognathus longimembris pacificus (Pacific pocket mouse), 2194 nucleotides long. It is a transcript of the gene Pak6, whose product is annotated as p21 (RAC1) activated kinase 6. Gene Ontology annotation, biological process: protein phosphorylation; intracellular signal transduction; regulation of MAPK cascade. Gene Ontology annotation, molecular function: ATP binding; protein serine/threonine kinase activity. The record is from RefSeq and is a predicted model, not a curated record. Bases 88 to 2013 code for a protein of 641 amino acids. Gene Ontology annotation, cellular component: cytoplasm. The transcript has 9 exons. NCBI's taxonomy places the organism in Eukaryota, Metazoa, Chordata, Mammalia, Rodentia, Heteromyidae.
ACCGCCCGCCGAGACGCCCCGGGCCCCGCCGCGCCCCCGAGCGCCGACGACCCCCGAAGGGCGAGGGCGGCCGCCCGAGCAGGUACCAUGUUUCGCAAGAAGAAGAAGAAACGCCCGGAGAUCUCAGCCCCACAGAACUUCCAGCACCGGGUCCACACCUCCUUUGACCCCAAAGAGGGCAAGUUUGUGGGCCUCCCGCCACAAUGGCAGAACAUUCUGGACACUCUGCGGCGGCCGAAGCCCGUGGUGGACCCCUCGCGCAUUACGCGGGUACAGCUGCAGCCCAUGAAGACGGUGGUGCGGGGCAGCUCCGUGCCCGUGGACGGCUACAUCUCAGGGCUGCUCAGCGACAUCCGGAAGCUGUCGGUCACCAGCUCCAACACCCUGCGCGGCCGCAGCCCCGCCAGCCGGCGCCGGGCGCGCUCCCUGGGGCUGCUGGGCGAGGAGCGCUGGGCGGCCGACCCGGACAUGUACCUCCAGAGCCCGCGGCCGGGGCGCGGCCACCCCCACGGCCUCUACCUCAGCUGCAACGGGGGCGCCCCGCCGCCGCCCCGGCCCGAGCCCCGGAGCCCCCGGGCCCCGCCCAACGGGCUGGCCGCCGAGGCGCCGGCCCCGGGCCCCGCCGAGCUCCAGGCUUCUCCCCCGGCCGCCCGGCCCGGCCCCGAGGACGCCCGGCCGCGGUCCUGCCUGCUGGGCCCGGGCGGGGAGGGCAGCCCCAGCCCCAGGGCCCGGGACGGCGGCCUCACGCACAGGCUGUUCCGGAGCAUGUUCCCGUCGGCUCCCGCGGCCGGCGGCAAGCCAGCGCCCCCGCCGCCCAGCAAGCCCACCUCUGCUUUCCGGCCGCCCCAGAAAGACUCUCCGCCCAGCACGGCGGCCAAGGCCCAGUCCUUGCCCUCUGACCCGCCCGCGGGCCCCUUCAGCCCCCCGAGCGCCUCGGACACCAGCAGCAGCCCCCAGAAGCCCCCCCGCGCAGCCCCGGCGGCCGGCCGCCUCCCCGGCCGCUCCUCCCCGGCCGGCUCCCCCCGCACCCGGCACGUCCAGAUCAGCACCAGCAACCUGUACCUGCCCCAGGACCCCGCGGCGGCCCAGGGCGGCCCGGCCGGGGAGGAGCCCGGCGUGGUGACGCACGAGCAGUUCAAGGCCGCGCUCCGGAUGGUGGUGGACCAGGGCGACCCCCGGCUGCUGCUGGACAGCUACGUGAAGAUCGGGGAGGGCUCCACGGGCAUCGUGUGCCUGGCCCGGGAGACGCACUCGGGCCGCCAGGUGGCCGUGAAGAUGAUGGACCUCCGCAAGCAGCAGCGCAGGGAGCUGCUCUUUAACGAGGUGGUGAUCAUGCGCGACUACCAGCACCUCAACGUGGUGGAGAUGUACAAGAGCUACCUGGUGGGGGAGGAGCUGUGGGUGCUGAUGGAGUUCCUGCAGGGCGGGGCCCUCACCGACAUCAUCUCCCAAGUCAGGCUGAACGAGGAGCAGAUAGCCACGGUGUGCGAGGCGGUGCUGCAGGCCCUGGCUUACCUGCACGCCCAGGGCGUCAUCCACCGGGACAUCAAGAGUGACUCCAUUCUGCUGACCCUGGACGGCAGGGUGAAGCUCUCAGACUUCGGGUUCUGUGCGCAGAUCAGCAAGGACGUCCCCAAGAGGAAGUCCCUGGUGGGGACGCCGUACUGGAUGGCCCCGGAAGUGAUCUCCAGGUCUCUGUACGCCACUGAGGUGGACAUCUGGUCCCUGGGCAUCAUGGUGAUCGAGAUGGUGGACGGAGAGCCCCCCUACUUCAGCGACUCCCCGGUGCAAGCCAUGAAGAGGCUCCGGGACAGCCCCCCGCCCAAGCUGAAAAGCUCCCAUAAGGUCUCCCCGGUGCUGCGGGACUUCCUGGAGCGGAUGCUGGUGCGGGACCCCCAGGAGCGAGCCACGGCCCAGGAGCUGCUGGACCACCCCUUCCUGCUGCAGACGGGGCUGCCCGAGUGCCUGGUGCCCCUGAUCCAGCUCUACCGCAAGCAGACCUCCACCUGCUGAGCCCCCGGAGCCCCCCACUCCCGCCCCCCCCCCCCCCGGGCGGGCAGCCCGCCGGCAGGACCGCCUGUCCCGGCCUCUCAGUAUUCUCUCCAAAGAUGGGAUGUGAACCCCCACCCCUGCCCUCUUCCCCUUGGGACAGGCCGGACCUGCGCCCACGGCCUCUCCCCUACCCCGUCCCGGC